Messenger RNA from Medicago truncatula (barrel medic), 9139 nucleotides. Its product is annotated as pentatricopeptide repeat-containing protein At4g19890. The coding region runs from base 390 to 2483 and encodes 697 amino acids. The record is from RefSeq and is a predicted model, not a curated record. NCBI's taxonomy places the organism in Eukaryota, Viridiplantae, Streptophyta, Magnoliopsida, Fabales, Fabaceae. Gene Ontology annotation, molecular function: mRNA binding; protein binding. The transcript is spliced from 15 exons.
CAAAACCAAACAAAGCUUAACAGACAACACUCACUCUAUCUCUUCACAGAACUCUCAAUCUCAUUUCCACUACGACACCCCACCGGCGCAACCCUCAGACUACCGUGAGCUCCGUCCUUCUCCGUUCAUCGACCACCGUACAAUAGAAUCUCUCAUCUGUCAAUCUGCCCCCGCCUCCUCAUUUUUCUUCAACUGUUGGUGCGUUCUAUUCUUCCCAAUUUUCUCUUAUGCAAAACCCCUAGAUUUAUCAACAAACCCUAAUAUCUUUUUUCCUUUUCAUUUAAUGCAAUUGAGGAUUAAAAUAGCUUAUUCAUUGUUUAAAUUGAUGAAUUCUCCAAUUUCAAUUUCCCUCAUUGAUUAAAUCAUUUUCCCCACUUUGCACAUUUUUCAUGUUGUGCUUUGUGAUUCUAAAAAAUCAUGGCUUUUCACGUAGAUUCACCUCAAUUUUCACGUUUAAAAGAAAAUCACUAUGUUAUUAUUCUUCUUCUUCAACACAAUUACAACCCAUAUCUCAAACUAUGGUCCAAAGGGUAUGUUCAUUGGUGUGUGAAUCUUACAAUCAACAUGCCCAUAUGAGAGUUUCAUCUCAAAGACUUCAUUUUGGGAUUGAGGUUGAUUUUUUAACCCAUGAACAAGCUGUUUCCGUUGUUGCUUCACUUGCAAGUGAUGCUGGUUCAAUGGUGGCUCUUAGUUUCUUCCAUUGGGCUAUUGGGUAUCCGAAGUUUCGACAUUUUAUGAGACUGUACAUUGUGUGUGCGACGUCGUUGAUUGGGAAUAGGAAUUCGGAGAAAGCUUGUGAAGUUAUGAGGUGUAUGGUGGAGAAUUUUUCUGAGGUUGGGAGGUUGAAAGAGGCUGUGGAGAUGGUUAUUGAAAUGCAUAAUCAAGGUUUGGUUCCGAAUACUAGGACGUUGAAUUUGAUUAUCAAGGUGACGAGUGAAAUGGGUUUGGUUGAAUAUGCAGAGUUGUUGUUUGAGGAAAUGUGUGUGAGAGGGGUUCAACCAGAUUCUGUUAGCUAUAGGGUGAUGGUUGUUAUGUAUUGUAAGAUUGGCAACAUUUUGGAGGCAGAUCGGUGGUUGAGUGCGAUGCUUGAGAGGGGUUUUGUGGUCGAUAAUGCAACAUUUACGUUAAUAAUUAGCAGAUUCUGUGAAAAGGGUUAUGCAACCAGAGCAUUAUGGUAUUUUCGUAGGUUAGUUGAUAUGGGUUUGGAGCCUAAUUUGAUUAAUUUCACGUGUAUGAUUGAAGGUUUGUGCAAAAGGGGUAGUAUAAAGCAAGCAUUUGAAAUGUUGGAAGAGAUGGUUGGUAAAGGUUGGAAACCUAAUGUGUAUACUCAUACAUCAUUAAUUGAUGGUCUUUGCAAGAAAGGAUGGACUGAGAAAGCGUUUAGGUUGUUUCUUAAGCUUGUUCGAAGCGAAAAUCACAAGCCAAAUGUGCUUACGUAUACUGCCAUGAUAAGCGGUUAUUGUAGAGAGGACAAACUAAACCGAGCUGAGAUGCUACUGAGUCGAAUGAAAGAGCAGGGAUUAGUACCGAACACCAACACUUACACAACUCUCAUUGAUGGGCAUUGCAAAGCAGGAAAUUUUGAAAGAGCAUAUGAUUUGAUGAAUCUAAUGAGUAGUGAAGGUUUUAGUCCUAAUGUAUGUACAUAUAAUGCCAUUGUUAAUGGCCUUUGUAAAAGGGGAAGGGUACAAGAGGCUUACAAAAUGCUUGAGGAUGGCUUUCAGAAUGGCCUGAAACCUGAUAGAUUCACCUAUAAUAUUCUAAUGUCUGAACAUUGUAAACAGGCAAAUAUCAGGCAAGCAUUGGUGUUAUUCAAUAAGAUGGUAAAAAGUGGUAUUCAACCUGAUAUUCAUUCAUACACCACAUUGAUUGCAGUCUUCUGUCGGGAAAAUAGAAUGAAAGAAAGUGAGAUGUUUUUUGAGGAAGCUGUGAGAAUCGGAAUUAUUCCUACAAACAGAACUUAUACAUCUAUGAUAUGUGGUUAUUGUAGAGAAGGAAAUUUGACCUUGGCUAUGAAGUUUUUCCAUAGGUUGAGUGAUCAUGGUUGUGCCCCAGAUUCUAUUACGUAUGGCGCUAUUAUAAGCGGGCUUUGCAAACAAUCAAAGCUCGACGAGGCUCGGGGUUUGUAUGACUCUAUGAUAGAAAAGGGACUUGUCCCAUGUGAAGUUACUAGGAUAACGUUGGCUUAUGAAUAUUGUAAGGUAGAUGAUUGUUUAUCUGCUAUGGUUAUUCUAGAAAGGCUGGAAAAGAAACUCUGGAUCCGGACGGCUACCACCCUGGUCAGGAAGCUUUGUAGUGAGAAGAAAGUAGGCAUGGCUGCACUGUUCUUUAAUAAGUUACUAGACAUGGACCUCCAUGUUGAUCGUGUAAUAUUAGCAGCAUUUAUGACUGCAUGCUAUGAAACCAAUAAUUAUGCUCUUGUUUCUGAUUUGUCUGCAAGGAUACACAAGGAAAAUCGUUUGGAAAUCAAAGUCACAAAAUAACAGGAAUAAAAAGUACUAAGAGAGCUUCGGCCUUCUUGUUGAUCCUACUUAGCUUAACUGCAGAUUAAUCAGAGUCCAAGGUUGCUUUUGGAAAGGAAGGGUUCAGACCAGAAAAAGACAACUUGCUUUCUAAUGCUGGCUGCUCCUGAACUGUGAACAAUAGGAUCUUGUGUUUAAAGAAGUAUUUGUGGGAUCUUCAUCUUGAAUAUUGCAUUAGCUUAGAGAUCAACAUUUUGAGGUGAUGAAGGAAAAAAAUUGUGUAACUUCUCAGUACAGCAGCUCAUCUUCUGGGAUGCUAUGCCCUUAUAUUUUGGGAUUGACUCGACUGCCCUCAUGUAGAAAGAAGUAUUUUACGUUCCAUUUGUUCCGUUCUAGGAAAUAGAAUAUUUUAAGCCUUAAGUUUGUAUUAGAGCCUGGUUUGGAAAACCCUUGAUGAAAUUUGAAGGAAACAAGUCAAGGCCAAAGUCAAUUGCUAAUGAUUUUGGUGAGGAGGUCGCUGUAGAAGGCUCUGGAAUGGGGAAGAAGCAUAAUGAGGGUCCAUGUUUGGAGAAUGCAACUGUAAGUAAAUGAAUUAGAAUCUGGGAAGAAAAACCUGCUCUUUUUUUUCAUGCAUUGAAAUCUCUCGGAUAAUUCUUGUGAAGAUGAAGAUGAAGAUGAUGUUUGUUUGUUGGAAACUGAAAGUCUGCUAUGGUUGCUGGUUUAACUGUUCGUCGUCCAAGGUGGUGACUGGACAAUCGGAUCUGCUGCAAUGCAGAUGACGAUACAGUUAGUAUAUAUGAAGCUGUUAGCUGGGGAAUCUGGUUUGUUGAACUUAAAAGUUGGAGUUUGAUGUCUUCUUCAUCGAGAGUACAAUGGAAUAGAAGAGAAGAGCCACAAACAACAUGGUGACCUAAACAGCAACAACUAACAUCAAGCAAGUAGCAACAUAAUUAGAUUCGAUUGAUCUCAAUUCACACAGGUAUGAGUAAAAUGAAAACUAUUGACACAUUCUAUAAAAGAGUGGAUACAAAUGCUACAAGUGGUUCCUCUCCAAUUGAAGCAUCCAACCUCAAUGUUUCACCUCAAGAACAAGAACAAGAACAAUCUCAUCCAAAACGCCAAAGACUUCGUCAUGAAGAAAUGAGUUGUUCUCAAAUUGAAGUAGAUCCAGGAUUGCGACCGAUGAUUUGGGACUUUCCUGUAAAUCAAAGAGAUGAAAUUCGUCGUGCCUAUCUUAGACGUGGGCCAUGCCAACCUAUUCUUAUAACGUAUCCUUUAUCAAAUGAUGAUCAUCCUCGUCGUUUUAAAGCUUCUUGGUUUCAAUUAUUUCCUUCUUGGUUAGAGUACUCUCAUGAAAAAGAUGCUAUCUUUUGUUUCUCGUGCUACCUUUUUGGUAGAGAGGCAUCUAACCGUCCAGGUUCUAACUCUUUCGUUGAAAAAGGAUUUAAUACUUGGAAGAAGGUAAAUAGCGGGGAAAAUUGUCCACUUUUAAAUCAUGUUGGAAACAAACCAAACUCCACAUAAUAUUUGUGUCCAAUCUUGUGAGGCUUUGUUGUCACAUUCACAACAUAUUGAACAACAUAUUGUAAGACAACGUCCAGAAGUGAUUGAGAAGAAUCGACUUAGACUCAAAGCUAGCAUUGAUUGUGUAAGAUGGUUGACUUUUCAAGCUUGUGCAUUUAGAGGUCAUAAUGAAGAUACAACCUCUAAUAAUAGAGGAAAUUUCAUUGAGCUGUUGAGAUUUCUAGGAAAUGCCAAUCCUAAAGUGGAUAGAGUUAUCUUACAGAAUGCUCCAUCUUAUGCUAGAUAUACUUCAAGUGAUGUUCAAAAAGAGAUUCUGAAAAUAUUGGCCAACAUGGUGAGAAACUCAAUCAGGAAGGAGAUAGGAAAUGCAAAAUUUUGUAUCCUUACUGAUGAAGCUCGAGAUGAGUCAAAAAAGGAGCAAAUGGCGGUCAUCUUGAGGUUUGUAGAUGGUGAUGGUUUAGUUCAAGAACGAUUCUUUGAUGUUGUCCAUGUUAGAGAUACUAGUGCAAUGACCUUGAAAAAUGAAUUGGUAUCUGUUCUUUCUCGUUUCAACCUUGAAGUUGAAAAUAUCCUAGGUCAAGGAUAUGAUGGUGCUAGUAAUAUGCGCGGUGAAUGGAAUGGCUUGCAAGCUUUGAUUCUUAGAGAUUGUCCUUAUGCUUAUUAUGUGCAUUGUUAUGCUCAUAGAUUGCAAUUGGCAUUGGUUGCGGCAUCAAGAGAAGUAGUUCAUAUUCAUGAAUUUUUUACGCAACUCACACUUGUUGUAAAUAUUGUUACUGCUUCUUCUAAAAGGCAUGAUCAAUUGCAAGCCGCUCAAGAAAUUAACAUCACAAAUAUGAUUGCUAAUGAUGAACUUCAAACGGGUAAAGGUGCAAAUCAAGUGGGUACAAUCCGGAGAGCUGGAGCUCUCAUUUUCAAUCCAUUUGUAGCUUAAUGAAAAUGUAUGAUGCAGCCUGCACUGUUAUUGAUGAAGGGGCUACUUAUUCUCAAAGAGGUGAUGCUUCUGCUGCUAGUAAAAUGCUAUCAUCAUUUGAAUUUAUUUUCAUACUACACUUGAUGUUUAAGAUCAUGGGAAUCACUAAUAUUCUUUGUCAAGCAUUGCAAUCACGCUCUCAAGACAUUUUAAAUGCAAUGCAUCUUGUUUCUACUUCAAAAGUACUUCUUCAACAACUAAGAAAUGAUGGAUGGUCUGAUUUGUUAGAAAAUGUGAAAUUGUUUUGUCUAAAACAUGAGAUAGAGAUUCCUGACAUGAGUGCACAAUAUGUCUUGGGAAGAGGUCAAUCCCGUCAAACAAAUGUAACUAUGGUGCAUCACUAUAGGAUUGAUAUUUUCUUGGUUGUGAUAGAUUCUCAGAUGAAGGAAUUAAAUUUGAGAUUUAAUGAACAAAACGUGGAACUUCUACGUUUAAGUACAACUUUGGAUCCUAGCAACAAUUACAAGGAAUUCAACAUUGAUAAUAUUUGCAGGUUAGCAGAGACUUACUAUUCUAAUGAUUUCACUGAGCAAGAAAGACUUCAUCUUAGUCUCAACAGCAACGAUAGAGAGAGCUUUCUCAUCAAUGAAAAAUCUCAAGACAAAACAAAGAAACAAAAUGAGUGAUGAUUUUCUUUCAAACAGCUUGGUUAUCUAUAUUGAAAAGGACAUUGUAAACCACCAAAAGUACGAUAUCAUUAGAAGGUUGCGGAAUACAAAUUCAAGUUCAACAGUAUUUGUUUUCGCUGGCAAAGUUGGAUUACAGAUUUGACAAAAUACAAUGUAGAUAAGCAGGUGAAAUUACAGUAAAAUGCAUAUUCACCCGUAAGGAAAAAUGAGAGGAUAUUGAAAUCCAAGAUAACUUACAUUGAGAAUUUCCAACAUGGUGAACUCGAGUACUUGGUAUAUGAUUUAGUUUGGAUGAAGUUAGAUCAGAAAUAGUUGGUGUAACAACAUCAGUCUUCGAGGUAUUGGAUUGAUUAGUGUUGUUAAUGAAAUUAGCUCCAUUGGCAGAUGUUUGAAUAGUAUGCUUUGUCCCAAGAUUGGAAGAUGAGGGGAAACCUGUUCUUGGUUUUCCAGUGGAUGCUCCCUUUUGAUGUAAAUGUUGUGUAGGAAUCUGAUUUAGUGUGGAUGAAGUAAUAUUGGAAAGUAGUUUCCUUAGAGCAUCAGCAUUGGUGGUUUGAAGUUUUCUCUUGUUGUUCAUGACUUCAACUGCAUUCCCAGAAGAGUUAGCAUUCCUCUUUGUUCCAACCUGGGAACAUGAGGGACUCAUAGUUUCCGGUUGUAAUACAAAAUGGGAAGCAAUUCAGGAUCUGGGAUAGUAAAGAAGCAGAACUUGUUAUAGUCAUGGAAAUGGGAAUAUAAACGCUUGCUUCUUCUCCUGUUUGAUGAGUUUGACUCUCUUUGAUGAAGAGUGCUUUGCAGGAGUGGUGUCAUCUUGGCCUUAGCAGUAGUUGAAGCUUCAGAGACAUGCUUGUCUGCAGCAACAGAUAGAUAGUUGUUGCUGAAAGGAAUCAUCUGAGAAAGGGUUUCAGCAUCCUUGAAGAAGUCAGCACACUUGAAUGUGCUAACUGGUGUGACUUGGCUGCUAGCUUCAGGGUCAUAUUCAGAAGUGCCAGAGAGGUCAACCUGGAGGUCUAUACAUACAAGAGGGAGAAACUAUGGUUGUUUGAUUAAUCACUCCUUCUGUCCUCUCUGAUCGUUUGAGGGUUCUCCCGUUCUUCUCUUCCCACCAAAUCAUAUUAUGGUAUCUUUUGAUUGGCUACAAGAAGAAGAAGUGUUCGAUGAUAUACAAGCUGUGUCCGCUACGUCGUCGGACGACGAUAGCUCCUCUGAUCAUGUUGUUGAGUUUGAGCAUUUGUUAGAAAAGAGUCUUGAUCUAAUGAACAACAAACCAAAUCGAAAAGACACAGAGGAAGAGUUUAUGAAAGAUUUUGUUAAAUCAUAUCCUUAUUGUUGUAACGUGGCGCUUGGAUAUCAUGAUUAAUUGGCUGAUUAAUAUUUUCAAUCGAUCUAUGAAUGGAGUUUUGGCAUACGAGAAGAUUGAAGAAAACAUUGAUAAAGUUCUAUAUCUUCUGUCAUACUUGCAACAACUCAGGAAGAUUAAUGGUCCUCAUUUGAUUCUCACACCCAAGUUGAUGAUGGACCAUUGGAUUGAUAAGAUUAAUAAAAUUGUUCCGGAGCUAAAUAUAGUGAAAUAUCUUGAUUUGAAGGAAGCUAGCUUAUCACAUUUACAUAUAUGUAUAGCUAGUUUUAAAGAUGUUGCAAAGGAGUCUAAACUCUCCAAAAUUAAAUGGCGAUGCACCAUUGUAGAUGACAUUCACUUGGUCACCAAAGAGAAGUCCGUGUUGUCGAAAAUGUUGAUGAGCAUUGAAUCAAGGAGUAGCAUGGUGAUAACUAGGACACUGCCAAAGUUGGAUGGCGACCUCUCUGAACUUCCUAUUUUUCUUAACUUCUGGCUGCCAAAAGUUUUCAUUACCAACAGAAAGUAUAAGUUUGGGCUUGCUCAGAAACCUGUUUUUAUUGAAAUGAUGAAAGCGGUAAGGGAAGCAAUUAAGUCAAUUUUUUUUUAAUAUGUUUAUAUACUUAUGUUUUUAUUUUUUGUGGAUUUCAGAUUUACAGCUCAUUUCCUUCUCAAUACCCUAAGUCAGAAUUACCCCAAAAUUAAGGAAACCAUUUUUAGGGUCGGAAUGUCGGAAGUUCAGAUGCAGUAUUAUCGUGCCUUCAUAGAGUCAACUAAUAUGUGGGUAUGUGAUAUUUUAACAAACAAUGGCAAUUGCUCUAGAGAGGAUGAAGAAAAACUAUUGAAGCUUGCUAUUAACCUUUGUGAAUGUUGAUGUCACCCAUAUAUGGUGCAACCUCUGCGUGGUCCUCCGCACAAAAAUGAUAACCAUCUCAUUGAUAAUUCAGGUAAUAUUUAUUUGAGCAUUAAUAAAUUCACAGUUUCAUGUUCCAGUUUGAUGAUGCUUAUCUUUUUUGGAAAAGAAAAAAAAAAUGACAGGAAAGAUGGAGGUGUUUGUAGAAAUACUCAAUACUUUCCAAGAUCAACCUAAAAAACUUGUUGUAUUUUCAAAGGUUAGUUGGUUAUUAUUAUAACUAGUGAUACAACCUGCACAGUUUUCAUUUGUUCAAAAAAAAAAAAACUGUGCAGGUUUUUUUUUUGAACAAAUGAAAACUGUGCAGGUUGUAUCACUAGUUAUAAUAAUAACCAACUAACCUUUGAAAAUACAACAAGUUUUUUAGGUUGAUCUUGGAAAGUAUUGAGUAUUUCUACAAACACCUCCAUCUUUCCUGUCAUUUUUUUUUUCCAAAAAAGAUAAGCAUCAUCAAACUGGAACAGGAAACUGUGAAUUUAUUAAUGCUCAAAUAAAUACUACCUGAAUUAUCAAUGAGAUGGUUAUCAUUUUUGUGCGGAGGACCACGCAGAGGUUGCACCAUAUAUGGGUGACAGCAACAUUCACAAAGGUUAAUAGCAAGCUUCAAUAGUUCUUCUUCAUCCUCUCUAGAGCAAUUGCCAUUGUUUGUUAAAAUAUCACAUACCCACGUAUUAGUUGACUCUAUGAAGGCACGAUAAUACUGCAUCUGAACUUCCGACAUUCCGACCCUAAAAAUGGCUUCCUUAAUUUUGGGUAAUUCUGACUUAGGGUAUUGAGAAGGAAAUGAGCUGUAAAUCUGAAAUCCACAAAAAAUAAAAACAUAAGUAUAUAAACAUAUUAAAAAAAAAAUUGACUUAAUUGCUUCCCUUACCGCUUUCAUCAUUUCAAUAAUAACAGGUUUCUGAGCAAGCCCAAACUUAUACUUUCUGUUGGUAAUAAAAACUUUUGGCAGCCAGAAGUUAAGAAAAAUAGGAAGUUCAGAGAGGUCGCCAUCCAACUUUGGCAGUGUCCUAGUUAUCACCAUGCUACUCCUUGAUUCAAUGCUCAUCAACAUUUUCGACAACACGGACUUCUCUUUGGUGACCAAGUGAAUGUGAUCUACAAUGGUGCAUCGCCGUUUAAUUUUGGAGAGUUUAGACUCCUUUGCAACAUCUUUAAAACUAUACAUAUAUGUAAAUGUGAUAAGCUAGCUUCCUUCAAAUCAAGAUAUUUCACUGUAUUUAGCUCCGGAACAAUUUUAUUAAUCUUAUCAAUCCAAUGGUCCAUCAUCAACUUGGGUGUGAGAAUCAAAUGAGGACCAUUAAUCUU